UUCCGACUGAAAUGGAGAGCUUUAGAUUAUUGGCAGUGGUGUGCUUGCUUGUGGCCAGGGUAUCUUCCGCACCCGUAGAUCAAUCAAAACCCCACAAUGAUUUAUUUGCUGGUCUUUUGAGUUUUGCCCAACUCGGAAACCCACCGAAAGAAAGUGACAUUGUAAAGAGACGCAUUUAUGAGGAGAAUCCUGACAGGGCAUUGAAACAAAUCUCAUUACAAUCGUUGAUCAAUGAAAUGGAAGGAAGUAUGUUUGCAUCUGCUUUAAGUGUCCACAAUGUGGCACAUGAUCAGUCUGCCGUAAUUCCAGAAAUUCGCCCAACUGUUGAAAAGAAAGUAGAUGAUCAUGAUGUGAACAAACGGAACUUAGUAACCGAAUCUACACCUAGUGUUGAGACAGCAACAACGACAAUUCCCGUGGAAGGUGAAGAGCGUAGGGUAAUUUUACAAACGACGGAAAGGGUUCCUGAAAUUGCUGGUGUGCCGGCUCAUAUCAUAAUCGAUCGUAUCGCCAUUCAGCCCCAUCAUGGUAAUCGGUUUCCUUUAAUACCCGCCUUUGAAAUAAAACAUACCCGAACGGAAAAUGGUGAAAAAGUACCGGAAAUAACUAAAAUUAGCAUUUCUAAAACGGAAAUUACAUCAGUGCCUAAUACAAAUGCACCAGUUACUGUUACUCCCGCCACAGAAUCAUCUACCACCACCACUACAGAAACAACUACAACCGCCACCACCUCCGUAGAAUCAUCAACUGCAGCCAUAUCCACCACCUCCACUACAGAAUCAACUAAAGUCACACCCACCACUCCCGAAUCAACCACACCAACAGCAGAAAUCAGUCCAACAACUUCUUCGACAAUUGCUGUUGUUGCCAACAAAGAAACUGAAUCGACCACAGCCAAAAAUAUAGAACAGCUCAAAGAAGAGGAGCAGGAACUGAAGGAAAAAGUUGCCGAAAUUGAAGCCGAGCCAAUUAUCCUUUCAGCACGUGUCUAAAA
Musca vetustissima is the source of this 994-nucleotide messenger RNA. RefSeq lists its product as uncharacterized. The record is from RefSeq and is a predicted model, not a curated record. The transcript has a single exon. The coding region runs from base 12 to 992 and encodes 326 amino acids. NCBI's taxonomy places the organism in Eukaryota, Metazoa, Arthropoda, Insecta, Diptera, Muscidae.